Molecule: messenger RNA, 1328 nt
Organism: Salvelinus namaycush (lake trout)
Lineage: Eukaryota; Metazoa; Chordata; Actinopteri; Salmoniformes; Salmonidae
Gene: noxred1
Product: NADP-dependent oxidoreductase domain containing 1
Exons: 7
Coding region: 186-1295 (369 amino acids)
Biological process (GO): L-proline biosynthetic process
Molecular function (GO): pyrroline-5-carboxylate reductase activity
Source: RefSeq, a predicted model, not a curated record
AUUGUCACUAUACUUUUCCCUAAAUCCGCUUGUGCUGUCUGCUACUUAGUCUUAAAUAUCAUGCCCAUGUUUGCAAUAUUGUUUGUAGGCAUCAGGGGAGGCAACAAAAAAAAGGACACACCCACAGGUUGGUUACCAUAGAAAUAGUUGGGAAGCAACAAACCGGACAGAGUUGAACUUUUCAGAUGAUGUUCGACUUCACUGUAAAUCUUAACAGCCUUGGCUUCGAGUGUGGAUUAAGUGAAUAUGAAAAAGAAUUCAUAUUCCUUCGUGCACGCGCUACUGGAUUGACUGUAUGUGGAUGUGUACAUGCAGCAUUCUUAUGCAAACUUGCGUAUUCAUUGAGCAUUGGCCUACCAAGACAGAUUGAAGAUAUAGAUAUGGUUUUACUGCCAUCAAAUGUAUCUAAAAAAGGAAAAGGUCUGACUGUUGGUGUGCUUGGAGGGGGACACAUUGGAAAACAGCUGGUCCAAGUGCUUCUUGAAAAGAAUGGCCUAAAACCGUCACAAAUCAACAUUUCCUCAAGGAGGCCUGAAACUCUAGAGGAAUUUGUGAAGAGGGGUAUCAUGUGUUACUUUGACAACCAGCGAUUGGUGGCCUGGGCAGAUGUGCUGUUCCUCUGUUGUCUUCCCUCUCACCUACCCAAGGUGUGUGCAGAGCUCCAAUUCCACCUACCAAAGCACUGCCUGGUGUACAGCUUCCUCUCUGCCGUACCUUUAAACAGAUUGGCACAGCUUCUUGGUCACAGCUUCAUUCUCAAACCACAGUAUGAGUUUGUGGCUUGUGACUCUGUCAACAUGUGGCUUUUCCGAGGUCAUGUGACCGCGGCGUUGAAAGACCCAGAAGUAAUAGAUGCAUCCUGUCCUCUUGCCAUGAGAGGUGGGCUCUGUCUGGAUCCAAAGUGGCUGUUUGGGUUGUUGUACAGUCUCUUGAACAUGUGCACUGCGGCAAAUGUGGGAUCCACUGAAGCUCUUGGGCUGAUCAAUGAGCUGUUCCAGUUAAAAGGUCCAGGCACUGUGGCAUUCAUCCUGAAUAAUUUUGUCAAUUCCUCCUAUGCAUCUUCCCUGACACCAGAUGAGUCUUUCCCCUGGAUUAAUUUAGUUGAUGUUCAGUCUAAGGAGACACCAUUAUCAUGCUUCAUAUCAAGAAAUAACAGUAUGCAGGGUUGUCUCUCUGCUCUAUACAAUUCAGUAAUGGUGGAUCCACUGAAGGGAAAGAAAGAGACUGGAAAACCGAAAGAUGGAACUCUGUCUGUCAUAACACCAAGUCAUUGUAAAAAAUCUGAUUUUGUGUGAUGUUGAUUUACUCUCAAACUGUAACAGAAUAAA